AACCAUCACACAAUGAAUCUCCUCGUACUGGUAUUUGGGGUUAUGCUUCUGCAUGAAGCCUACACUCUGAAGUGUUAUGAGUGUGUGCCUAGGUUCCAGGGAAACUGCACUGACAAGAUGAUAGAAUGUCCUAUUCAGGGACAACAGUGUGGAGCAGUGACGAUCCGGUAUAUCGCAGGUAUUUUACAAACUGAAAGCUACAUGAAGUCAUGUUUCUCUGCUGAUCAGUGUAUCGAAGGCUCGGUCAACUAUGAUGGCAGCAGGACUGUAAUCACCAGCAAGUGUUGCACCACUGACCUCUGCAACACUGAGUUUGCCCCAACAGCUCCCAGCACAUCCGUCCCCAACGGUAGGAAGUGUUUUGGUUGCAUUGGAUUUAAAAAGUGCACUUCCACUGUAAACUGCCAGGGGACUGAGGACCACUGCAUCUCAGCGUCAGCGGAAAUAGGAGAUACACCGAUGUUCAGUAAGGGCUGUGCCUCCAAGCAGAUUUGCACAAAUCAUCCAAAGAUGAUAGAACACUUGGGAGUAGACAUAAGCUGCUGUCAGGGCGACCUCUGCAACAGCGCCAGCACCUUGAGAGCCGGUCUCCAGCUGCUGCUGCUGCUGGUGCCACUGCUCACUUCUGUCAUGUUGUGUUAAAAAACAGUACGACACAGCUAAACACUUCUCAUUUCUCCCCUCAACCCUCUUUUAUUCUUUCAAGUAAGGAGUGAGAGAGUUCAAAGUUAAGCAUUAAGUAGAGCUUGGAUCUUUAAUUGUGUGCUUAAAUACAUUACAACUGACUUAUUAUCUCUUUUUUUGGUGGUGGCAUAAUCAUUUUUGUUUUUCACUGAAUAUCUGUCAACAAACACCCCUCUGUUGUUUCUCUUUAAUGGCAAAAAUAUAUUGUUAAAAAAUAUAUUGGUUUUCUGAAUAAUAUGAUAAUAUUUACAGUUUUUUCAGAAAUAUUAAGAUGUUAUUGUUAAAAAGAUAAACAAACCGUUUUCCUAAAAUUCUG
Molecule: messenger RNA, 1000 nt
Organism: Labrus bergylta (ballan wrasse)
Lineage: Eukaryota; Metazoa; Chordata; Actinopteri; Labriformes; Labridae
Source: RefSeq, a predicted model, not a curated record